Molecule: messenger RNA, 1309 nt
Organism: Leptidea sinapis
Lineage: Eukaryota; Metazoa; Arthropoda; Insecta; Lepidoptera; Pieridae
Gene: Adh
Product: 15-hydroxyprostaglandin dehydrogenase [NAD(+)]-like
Exons: 7
Coding region: 50-1309 (419 amino acids)
Cellular component (GO): cytoplasm
Molecular function (GO): oxidoreductase activity, acting on the CH-OH group of donors, NAD or NADP as acceptor
Source: RefSeq, a predicted model, not a curated record
CACUUUAGUUUGUGCCUAAACGCAGUUAGGUUUGGACUUUCAUCUGAUUAUGGGUUUUGAAAUGGAACGUAAGGACUGGAAUGUAGAAGGGAAAGUAGUGUUAGUUACGGGUGGAGCUAAUGGUGUUGGUGCAGGAUUAGUGCGGGAGUUACUUGCAAGAAAUGCGAGACACGUCGCUUUCCUCGAUGUGGCGGAGCGUGAAGGUUCUACACUCGAGAGUGAACUCAACAAUAAGUUCGGAGCUUUAAGGGCAAAGUUCAUUAAAUGUAACAUAGCUGAUGAAACUGAAUUAAACCACGCGUACCAGCAAAUUAUUAAUAAGUACCGCAGACUUGAUGUUCUUGUCAAUAAUGCUGCGAUACUUAGUAACGAUGAGGAUAACUAUAGAGCUAUGAUAGAUGUUAAUUUGUGUGGCACGAUAGCGAGCACAUUAAAAGCUGUAGGUGUAAUGAGGUCAGAUAAAGGUGGAAACGGUGGAACAGUAAUAAACGUAUCUUCGCUACUUGCUUUUAAUCCAUCUACCCAUUUGCCCGUAUAUGGAGCAACAAAAGCAGCUGUACUUCAGUUCACCAAUUAUUUAGCGACCGAAAAUUCGUACUCAACUACGAAUGUUCGAAUAGUAACCGUUUGCCUAGGACCCACAGACACAGCUCUCCUACAUAGAAAGAACUCGGAAAACUUUGCUAAGAACUCGCAACGACUAACUUCAAGAGUCCCGGAGCGCCAAAGAGUCGGAUCGGCAGUAAACGGUAUAAUCGACGUGAUUCAGCGCGCGGAAAACGGCUCUACGUGGAUAAUCGCCAACGACAAGCCUGCGACCGACGUUACUAAAAAUAUUCACGAAAGCUCCCGAAUCCUUUCCAAUGUCACCGAUAUUUUAUAUAAUAUAUUGCCUGAAGCCUAUCUCUUGAUUUAUUUUGUUGAUUCAACCGACAUCUUCACCGACUCAAUUCCAUUUAAUUUAUGUUUUCACAAAUAUUUAGCAGCAUGGGAAGCGCUGUUGGUAGCUCUUGGCUCUCAUCACGAUGCUAGCAGUUGGAUCCUCGCCCGCCGACGAUCGACGCUUUAUAAGUUCGGCUUGUCUCAUGCGAUUAGGAGACCGAAAAAGGCUUUUGCAAGAGAUCAGCCGAGAGCACUAAUGCACUGGACUGCCCACAGCAUAUUUAUUGAGGUCGGCCCAUCGCAUUUGUCCGGUCCACCUUCCAGGUGGUCUAGUACCUUCCACUUUAGCAUGGAGUACAAAACACUCCAUAAACUGGCUGCCCUACCUCGAUACGUGUUUGAAGAAGGCGAGUAUGCAGGAUUGUAG